CUGCAGGCUGCACAUGAGGGAAACUGGCGGAAAGUGACGGAAUCUGCGGCCCACUCCUCUGCAAUUGCCUGGGACUGGCAUUGGUGGCAUUGGUCGCAUCGGCGUUGGCAUUGGCACAGCAUCUGAUGCUGUUAAAGUCACGCCAGCAGGGACUAUUGGGUGGAUUUCUGCUGAGCUAGCUCGUGUGAUAAGGAGGGUGGUGAGGAUUGAAGCGUGCUUUGUAAGGUGCAUUAGGAAGGCAGAUUUGGUGUUUCUUGAGAGCUGGGGAGUUGGGCCCUGUGCGGCUGCUGUCUGUGCCACAGUCUUUUGUUUUCCUACUCGUCAGCCUCAGGGUUUCUAACAAGCGGGCACCAUGGUGUGCUCGGGGCCGGAUAUGCUCAAUACCCCCAGCUACGGCUCGGGGACAAUUAUUGGCAUCUUUGUGGCCGUGUCCCUCAUCAUCGAGCGGUCCAUCCACUAUCUUGGAAAGUACUUCAAGAAAACGAAGAACAAGCAACUAUUGCAAGCUCUUGAGUCCAUAAAAGAGGAGCUGAUGCUGCUGGGAUUUAUCAGCCUGUUCCUGACCGUGUUCCAGGCGUCGUUUGCCGGCAUCUGCGUGCCCAUCACCUCGACGCGCCGCACCUUCCUCUUAUGCAACCCUGAGGAGCUGCCGGAGACGGAGGCCCUCCUGGGCAACACCACCGAGGCAGGCCACCGCCGGCGCCUCCUCGCAGAAUCAGCCUCCACCUGCCCAGAGGGGCGCAUUCCGUUCAUUGGCGUGGAGGCAAUGCACCAGAUCCACACCUUCAUCUUCGUGCUGGCGGGCGUUCACAUCCUGUACAGCUGCGUUGUCAUGUCCCUCGCGUAUAUCAAGGUGGAGCGGUGGGCCAAGUGGGAGGAGGAGGCCGUCAGGGAAGCUCGUGCCUACUAUGCCGGCCAAAGCCAGAAGAAGGACCUGACGCGCGUGUCCACAUUCCAGCAGCGGCAUAGCGCCAAGGCGGGCAUCUGGAUCUUGGACUGGGCGCACUGCUUCCUCAAGUCCUUCACUCAGGCAGUCGCCAAGGCUGACUACAAGGCCCUGCGCAUCGCCUUCUGCACGUACCACAAUCUGAGCCACGAUGGCUUUGCCUUCCACAAGUUUCUGCUGCGGUCGUUGGAGGCCGACUACAGCCAUGUGGUGGGCGUGACCCCGUUCAUGUGGCUCUUCGUGGUCUUCUUCGUUAUCUUCGACAUCCCGCAGGGCCACAUCGUCUUCUGGCUGCCCGAUAUCUUCGUCAUGAUCAUAUUGUUGGUGGGCGCCAAGCUGGCGCGCGUGGUGCAGGUGCUCGCGCGCGACAUUGACGUGGAGCGCAUGGGCCCCUGCGUCGGCGCGCACCUGCGGCCGCGCAACUCGCUCUUCUGGUUCCAGCGCCCGAGCAUCAUGCUCAACCUCAUGCACUUCACGCUCUUCACCAACUCGUUCCAACUGGCCAGCAUCAUCUUUUAUGCGUGGAGUUUUGGGGUCAACUCGUGCUACUUCUACAACCGACCCUUCUCCUACCUGCGGGUGGUGAUUAGUGUGACGUUGAUUCUGUUCACCAGCUGGGUGACGCUGCCCGCGUACGCCCUCGUGUCCCAGAUGGGGUCGACCACUCGGUUGACCAUUUUCGGCGACCACGUGCAGCACCACCUCAAGGGCUGGGCCAAGCGCGCCAAGGCGCAGCACGCCCCCGAGGAGGAGGCCAACCCGGUGCACAGCGCGAUCGGGUCCGUGCUGACCCUGGUGCACGCGGACGGCCUGUUCGCCAAGAAGCAGGGCGAGUCCGCCAAGAGCGCGGGCCAGCAGCCGUCCGACGAGGACGACGACGAGUCGGGGGUCAAGCAGGUGUUGAACGACGGUGAUCUCGAAUCUGCCGUGCGGCCGCCCAUGGUGGACGAUGCGGAGCAGACCGGGGAUGGCCGGGUGGACACACCCGACUCCGGGACAGCCCGGGAGGGGCGGCAGAACGGGGCCAAUGGGGAUCACAGUAACGGUCCUCGGUAAUAGUGGUCAGCAAUAUGUAUCGACAGGGCCUACCUCGUGCUAGAAAUCGAUGAGAAUGAAGCAGCGAAGGAAGGUGGUUCUGGAUGUGCUUCGUCGUGUUGACAGCCCAAGGACUCUCGGUGUCCAGCAGGUUUGGAUGCUCUGCGUGAAGUCCAAAGUGACCGCAGCAAGCGUGUGACCGAUAUAGAGACUCAAAAAGCCGUUUCGGGGCUCUUAGUUGUGUAGACAAGUGAGACAUACCUUUUUUUCUUGGGACUAUAAACUGAUCCGGCAGGACAACAUGCUUGUGUAAUCGCCCGUUCUUGCCUGCUGUCUAGCUGCCUGGCUCGUAAACUCUCUCGGCCACAUGUCUCCCGAGGAGACCAGCUAGCAAGAACGAGAUGAGUUUUUCAGCGAAUCGAGUAG
Klebsormidium nitens is the source of this 2407-nucleotide messenger RNA. The record is from the annotation of a GenBank genome assembly. NCBI's taxonomy places the organism in Eukaryota, Viridiplantae, Streptophyta, Klebsormidiophyceae, Klebsormidiales, Klebsormidiaceae.